Molecule: messenger RNA, 621 nt
Organism: Humulus lupulus (European hop)
Lineage: Eukaryota; Viridiplantae; Streptophyta; Magnoliopsida; Rosales; Cannabaceae
Exons: 2
Coding region: 1-621 (206 amino acids)
Source: RefSeq, a predicted model, not a curated record
AUGGAAAAGACUGCUGCUGAGAUUUUAAGCAGUAAAGAGAAGAUGUACUUCAGUUUUCUGAGAAAACGAAGUAAAGUUAAGUGGCUCCAACAAGGGGAUGAGAAUACUUCGUAUUUUCACGCUUAUUUGAAGAAAAGGAAGGUGGAGAAUAGGAUAGCAACUUUUGUUACUGACCAAGGCGCAGUUAAUGACAAAUUUACUGAAGUUGUUGAUCAUUUCUUAAACCACUUUCGUGGUUAUAUGGGGAGCAGAAACACAACCACUAUGAGGCUGAAUGUUGAGUGUUUAGAAAAGGGUACUAGGCUCAGCCUGGAGCAGCAGCUUGAUUUACUGAAAGCAUUCUCGAAUAAGGAAAUCAAGGAAGUUCUUUUCAGGAGUAUGCCUUAUGAGUUUCAUGCUACAAUGAUUUCUUUAAUUCCUAAGAAGGAUAACCCUUCGAGAGCUGUAGACUACAAUCCUAUUGCGUGCUGUUCCACAAUUUACAAAUGCAUUUCUAAAUUGAUGUGUUUGAGGCUUGCGGGAGUGCUUCCUUCCUUGGUCAACCAAAACCAAGGAGCUUUCAUUAAGGGUAGAUCCAUAGCUCAUAAUGUGAUGAUAUUGCAAGAUCUUUUGAAGAAUUAA